CGAGAAAUUGAAUCGAUAUACAAUUAAGAUGUAUACGGGAUUAUCAAUCAUAUUGCUGUAUUUCUAAAUAAUUCAAACGGCCAGCGUUGCAUGCGACUUAGCUUUUGCUUUCCUGGAAAAUCCGAAGUCAGGCAGUCCGGAAAUUUGAAUAUAUUUUUAUAACGAAGCCCCGAGAAAAAUUUUAUGAAUAUUCAAAUACUUUUUGCUAUUAGGUUGACGCAAAAGAUUCGUCACAUUUGUUAAAUAAACUUGGAAACUUAAUUUUAACAAAAUUAAAAUGUAAAAUUGGUACUGUUUUAUUAUUCUUUGUGUUUAAUUUAUUUAGACAGAACUUUUGUAAUAUCCUUUUUCCAACUGUUUUACGAUACGAAGAUCUAUAAUUCCUUUGAUGGAAAAAUCAGAGAACUUCAGCAUCAGCCCAAUACUUUCUCCGCAAGAAACGCAUCGCUUCUUGGAAAGUCACGUUUAAAAUAAACUUGAGGAUAAUUUUUACAUUCGACAAUAGGUGUGGAAACGAUAUAAAGCACAAUCUGCGUACGCACAGGACGCAUUAAAUAUCUGUCAUUGUAAAUCCCAUCGGUCAUGAUAUACUUUUUCGAGCGCGUUAUACCUGGCAUUUGCGAAUAGGGGCUCCGUACGCGCGAUACUUGCUUCGCGAGAUGUAGUAUUCCUCCAUCGGCCACUAUGCGGGGCGACCAUAUGCAACCGAGCUAUUUUUAUCUCGACGAGCGUCCAAACAUGCGAACGACGCGCAAAUUUAUCGCGAGGACGUGACUGAGGCGGCUGACCGGCGAAAAGUAACACACGUCACGUCCUUUCUUUUCAUCGGUUAUAGUAAUUAGCGAAAGUCGCGUGUUGAGCGCCUCAUCGAGCUUACCUCCGGUUAUUUUUACAACUAUCUCGAGAGACAGCUUAAUUGUCUCCUCUCGCGGCGGAUUGUUUCUCUCUUCUCUCCCGAUUAGCAAUCAGAGCGCGAAGCGACGUUAGCGCGAAUCGUGAUGGCGAUUGAAUGAAAUAAUCGCAUCGAAUUAGACAUCCGCUCGAAGCGAGGCGAUUGUCGGGAGGAGUUGGUAGAAGAUCGCUUCUCCCUAAAGAAAGUCUCUCGUUUGACUCGCGUUUGUGUGAGCGACGACACGUUAGAAUGAUUGUAAAGCCUCUGUGCAGAUUUAAUCUUUUACAAUAUCCGUUCUACAUGUCUUACAAACGGCCUGCGUGCACCUCAGCGUGGAGAAUUACAUUUUUCUCUGUGGGAUUCUUAUCGGAGGAAGCUUCAAAAUUGCGUCUUUAGGAUGAAGAAACAAUAGGAAACGAAUCGAUUACUCAUCGCUUCAGGUAACUGAAGCAUACGUAAAACGCAGCUGUCGCUUGUGCCAUGCGAGCGAGCGCUCUUUCGAAUAAAAAGCCGAGUCCCUCCUCGCGAUUUCUCUGUUCUCGAACGCGCCGCCGCGUGUCGCGGAUCACGCAUCGUUCCCUCUCGCAGCGGAAGCCGGCGUACUUUCCGUAAAUUUCAGGAUUCCCCUUCCCUCCGUUCGGGGCGGAAAUAUCGCGGUGCGUCAACGCGUUCGCACAACGAGAUAACACGGGCUGCGAAUGAAAACAACGCGCCGCCGCGUGGCCGUACUCGCGCGCGUCUUCCAGAAAUUAAAUCGCGAACGCGUACUCGUCGUCGCGGAGGCGACAGUCAGCCAGAUGGUUUUCUCUCGCUAUGAUCUGCCUCGCGCUGCGAAUCGCCGCGCCUACGAAUCGAGUGGCGCGAACAAGUCGCGAGUGCCGCUGAGCGACGUAUCCAACAGCACGUGGACGAGAUGUGGGUGGCACGAACGGCUGCAUGAGAGCUUGCGAGAGACGAGAAAACAUAUCCAGUCCUCCGGGCAGUACCAUAUGUAUAAGAAAAAAGAGUCCAAGAAGAAGACAUCGUCGUCGCUGCAAGCUGACUGCAAAGAAUCGCAGUGUUCCCCACGUCGCGAAGAUAAAGAGUCAGGGAAAGCGUCCAGGAGCAGGAAUCGGUUUCAACACGUCAACGUGUCGGAGGAGCCUUCGUCUCACGAGGUGUUCACCAGCGACACGUCCAGCAAUGACGAUGUCCCGGACGAGAAUCAACAACUACUACUGCCGUUUCUGAGCAACAUACCUGCCUAUCUGGCACCCUCGAUAAGCGAAUACACGCUGUCGCCGAAGGAAUUGUUCGAGCAUGGUUACCCCAUUGAAUCAGUUUUCUGUCCGGGUUACGUGGUGAUAAAGAGUGUACCGUAUCCGUCGGGUCCCAAGAUUGAGAGUGACAGCGGCCAAUACAGCAAUUCCAGCUCGUCCGACAAUUCCGAACAGGAGAGCUCGUCCGAUAACGAGAAGAACUUCUACAAUGGAAACAGUCCCGACAUACAGAAAAAUCAUGAUAAGAACAGCGCCGAAAAUGGGGAAAGGUGCGAUAGCGACAGCAGUUCCGACAACGAGAAGAGUUCGGACGAUAAGAAGAGCUGCGACAGCGAGAGCAGCUCCGACAAUGAGAAAAGCCGGAAGAGCUCUGAAAAUGAAGACAGCUAUGACAGUGGGAGCCAUUCCGGCAGUGAGAACAGCCCAUGCGGCAAGAGGUGUUCCGAACACGAGAAGAGCUGCGACAGGGAGGGCAGUUCAAACAAGGAGAGCUCCGACGACGAGAGCAGUUUUGACAUUGAGAAGAGCCUAGACAGGGACGAAUCUGGCAUAGAUGGCAACACAGGGUUUCUGGAGAGAACAUGCGCCAGAUGCCGAAAGAUCUUCUACACCGAUCAGAACGGCGAGUAUAUGCACGUAGAGCGUUGCGUCUACCACUGUGGCAAGCUGUUUCACCGCGCGAUCGACAACAGCUGGUACCAUACGUGCUGCAACGGGUCUAGAUUUUCGCGCGGCUGCGCCGAAUGGAAUACGCACGUAUGGACCGGCCUAGUCCCCGGAAUCAACGGGCCUUUCGCGGAUUAUGUGCACACCGUGCCGUCCCCGGUGUUCCAACACGACAACAAUUACGGCAUCUACGCGAUGGAUUGUGAGAUGUGCUUCACACUGCAUGGUCUGGAGCUCGCUAGAGUCACCGUCGUUGACUUGUACGGUCAAGUUGUAUACGACACGCUCGUCAAGCCGAGCUCUGAGAUCAUCGACUAUAACACGAAAUUCAGCGGUAUCACGGAGGAACUCAUGCUGAACGUCACCAAGACUCUUUCAGAAGUGCAGCAUGACUUGCUGAAUUUCAUCUACGCCGAAACGAUUCUGAUGGGCCACGGUCUCGGGAACGAUCUCAGGGCGUUACGCAUGAUCCACAAGAACGUCGUCGACACUAGUGUGUUGUACCCGCAUCAUUUCGGUUUGCCGUAUCGAAACGGCCUCAAGAGUAUAGCGCGCAGGGUGCUCAACCGGAGGAUACAGGAAGAGACGCACAACUCCAUCGAGGAUGCCUUUGUCGUGGUGGACCUAGUGUUGCAAAAAGCCCAUGACGAUUGGCAGCGUCUCUUGUCCGGUAGAUAAAAUCGUCGCGUCGAAACAGGACUCGUCUACGUAAGAGAGAACUUACUUGCUAGAAGGAUUCGCGGUGAGAUCAUGAAGCGCGUGCUAUUGAAAAAUUAUUUAUAUGAGAAUUGAGAACGGACCGCGCUUUUUCCUAUAGUGUUCCAAGGGUGAAUUCUGUGAUAUUACACAUAUAGUGCAAUGCGUUCCUUACGUGCGUUCCUGCGUCCGCUUUUGGUGAUAAGGGAUGCGAUUGUAAUCACGCACACAAUACAUAACACAGACGUAACACACAGCGCGGAUGUAAUUGACGAUCAUCAACGGAGAAGUUUUACAACGGACUACAACUUGCGGUCGAACAUUUCUCGAUGACUUGAAAUUUGUACUAUUUUUCACUCUUUGUACUACUUUCCAUACUACUCUAUACUAUUCUACUAUACGCUACUAUUGCUAUGUAUGCUAUAUGCUUUUACCUGACUACUAUCGAUCUGACUUUUUAUCUUAAAACUUUAUCUCGAACUUGCUAAUUUCUAUUUUCGAAUUGAACGACGAUCGAUUAUUGAUUGAGCUCUUUAUAAUUCAGACUAUUAGUUACGUUCGACUACUAUUAAUUAAUCGGAGCAUUAAUUUAAAUUUAUUCAAUUUCAUCACUCCCCGGUAUGCAUUUUUUUGUAUAUGUAUAUUCGUAUGUGUUUUGUAUUGUAUAUACGUAAUUUUCAUAGCGUUUUAUAUAUACUUUGUACAUAUUAUAUCGUCAUUGGAUCGCAUUUUUGUAUUCGCAAAAAUAUGUGUAUUCGUGAAAAUCUACGUAUUUAAGAAGGAUACGUAUGCCUUCAUUAUUUAGUGUAAUGUAUCACUUCACGCAUUCAUCCUAUAUCAUGCCUACGAUCCGUCAUCAAGCAUACGUCAUUCGACAUCAACCUUUUUUUUCCCCGCGGGUAGAACGAGCGACGUCAUUCAUGCUGGUGGGUAAGUGCCUCUCAUUUUGAUUUUCAUUGAUGAUUCGCAUUUAAAUUCCGCUUGAGAUGACACCGUGAGACAACAGAUUACGAGUCAAACGAAAUUACGAUGCCGAUCAUUUUGUUAACGUGGCUCGCCAACUUCAAAAAGUAAAAGAAAAAUACUUGACUCGUAUACUUUAUAACUUAAUUAACUUAAAUUAAUUAGUUUCAUUCUCCGAUUAAAAUUUUCUCGUUUAAUCACACUGGCGAAAAAUUGAUUCAAAUUUAUUAAGAGUCAAAAAGGCUCGUCUAUUGCUUGUCUUUACGAAUUGCAGGUUUUGUGCAAAUAGACGCAGCGGCAUAGAAGGACGCGCAAAAUUAUGCGUGCAUAUCAACUUUAUAUUGUUGUUCAACUUUAUAUUCUUGUUAUCAGCUGCAAGGUUUUCUCUUUAUACGUGCUACCAAGUGCGAUCUUACGGCACAAACAAAGUUGCGAGCCACGUACUGUUAUCAUGCGUAUCGGCACGUGUGUGAUACACGCGUGUAGCUUUAUGUCAGUUUUCGAUGACACUCGGUGAAUCGUCAUAAUUGUAUCGACAUUCGCGCGUAUAAUAAUAGACAUGUACCAAUUAUACUUUCAUAUGAGAAACUGCCAGCGCUUUUAUUGAUAAUCCUCAUCGCAUGUAAUCAUCUCAUUUCACUUCAUAAUCAUAUAAUGGCGGAAUUGUCUUUAUCGAUAACGUAUGUAAUAUUUAAGUGUAAAUGUACCGCACCUACUUAUAAGCAACGCGGAGUUUUGGCCGAUUUUAUAACGAUAGUAUUAUACCUUGUACAAUAUAUAUUUAUAUAUAUUUUUCUAUCCUCGCGUAUCGUAAUUUUGUACAUAAGUAGCAAUUAGCGACGAGUAAAAUUACUUUCAGCGCUUUGUUUCCUCUUUUUUUUUGUGAUUUCAAUAUGAAAACGAGACGGCGGAAUAAAUUUCGUGAAUCUAAAGAGAAACAGCGGCUAGAGAAAAAAAAAUUGAGGUCAGUAAGUUUUACUCAUCGCCAUCAAUUUUAAAGCUUGACGGACAAUUAGUGUAACGUGAUUGAAUGACGAAAAGUGAAGCAAAAAGGUAAAGUUGCGCUUUCGCGCCAACUAAUUAUGAUCUCACUACAGAUUUCGCGCAAAAUCGUGCGUGAUAACGCGCAUUAUGAUUUUACCAGUAAUCCCGAUGUAACCGCAGUUUAAUCAUACAAAUCUUACAAGAAUGUCAAUUUGGUGAAGAUCAGGGAAGUCCCAUUGGACACUCAACCUGGUCAAGUGCAAUUGAUAAUUUUAAUAUCAUAAUAUUCACAAUUCAUAAUAUUAAAAUUAUCAUUUAUAGAAUUUAUAAUAUUUUAACGUUACAAAUUUCAAUAAUUUUUCCAGUGAUGUACAGUGAUAAGUUUUAAAAUAAGAUAAUUUUAAGACUUUUAAAAUCGAAGGCGAAGAGUAUCCCGCAAAAUGUUUACGGGAAGAGUGUCCAACGAAUUUUUUCCCUUUUCAGGAUUAAAGACAUACAUUGUCAUACAAAACGUAAAUAUAUGUUGAUUAUGAAAUAUA
This is a messenger RNA of Solenopsis invicta (red fire ant), 5999 nucleotides long. RefSeq lists its product as uncharacterized. The record is from RefSeq and is a predicted model, not a curated record. Lineage: Eukaryota; Metazoa; Arthropoda; Insecta; Hymenoptera; Formicidae. The coding region runs from base 1591 to 3495 and encodes 634 amino acids. Gene Ontology annotation, molecular function: exonuclease activity; protein binding; nucleic acid binding. Gene Ontology annotation, cellular component: nucleus. The transcript is spliced from 2 exons.